Messenger RNA from Recurvomyces mirabilis, 729 nucleotides. RefSeq lists its product as uncharacterized. Lineage: Eukaryota; Fungi; Ascomycota; Dothideomycetes; Mycosphaerellales; Teratosphaeriaceae. The coding region runs from base 1 to 729 and encodes 242 amino acids. The record is from RefSeq and is a predicted model, not a curated record. The transcript is spliced from 2 exons.
AUGGCACCGCAAAGCUUCGCAGACCGCAAGUCCAAAAUCUUAGCCGGCCUCAAUACACCGGAAGACCAGUACACAGACCUCUCGCCCAAAGGCUCAGUAGACGCAGGGAUUCGCGACCUGAUAGCCGAGAUCAACGACUCACCGGACUACGUGACUACCAGCAGUUGUGCUGGACGUAUUGCCGUCUACCUGGAAGGAAGCAAGGGGGCUAAGGGCGGUGGCAAAUGGCUGUACACUUCCCAUGAACCGAUUGAGGUGCCUGAAGGUCCGGGUGAGGUACUGCAGAUGUUCGGCGUGUUGGGGGGAGCUGUGCAGUGUGCUACUCCUUCAGAUGCUGAGAAGGCGAGGUUCGUGCAUUUCAAGUUUGAGCCCAUGAUUCUUCAUAUCCUCUCUUCGUCGCUUAAGCCAGCACAGAGAAUAAUGUCCGCGGCUAUGUCGGCGGGCUUUCGUGAGAGUGGCAUAAACAGCAUUCUCCCCCAUACUUCACCACAACAGACCUCACCAGCCACGCCUAUGGUCGGAGUGCGAAGCUCUGGCUUGGCCUUUGAUUGCAUCAUCGGUUUCUCUGACACCGUCAUUGGGGGUGGUGAUGACUCGGCUGGAGACACAAUAGUGAAGCCAAUGGUCACGGAAGACUACUUACGCACUUUAAUCACCGUCGCAAACCAGAGAUUCAAGACGAACGUCGAGCGGACGGGGAGAUUCAAGAAAGCGUUGCUGGGUGUCUGA